UCAGUCUUUUUGCAAGUCGGGUUCAGUUCAGUACGAGACCAUGUCCGCCAUCAAGCUUGUACUCUUUACCCUUUCAUUUAAAGCAGCGUCUUCAUGAAAUUGUAACGAUAAGAGGCCUUAAGCAUGGUCAGCUUGGGCGCAGUUCAGGUGAAGUUGGAGCUCGGCCACCGCGCCCAGGUCCGAAAGAAACCCACUGUGGAGGGCUUCACUCACGACUGGAUGGUAUUCGUCAGAGGACCAGAGCACAGCAACAUCCAGCACUUCGUGGAGAAGGUCGUGUUUCACCUUCACGAGAGCUUCCCGAGACCCAAGAGAGUUUGUAAAGACCCACCUUAUAAAGUGGAAGAGUCCGGUUAUGCUGGUUUUAUUUUGCCAAUUGAAGUCUACUUCAGAAAUAAGGAAGAGCCCAAGAAAGUGAGAUUUGACUACGAUUUGUUUCUUCACCUUGAAGGCCAUCCUCCUGUAAACCACCUUCGCUGUGAAAAACUCACAUUCAAUAAUCCCACUGAAGAAUUCAGAAGAAAGCUGCUAAAAGCAGGAGGGCAACGAAAUCCCCAUAAGAGGAGUGCAGAGGACCCAAAAGUCAUGGUCAUGCAAGAAGGAUCCACAUCUCUCUUUGGACAAAGCCAGCAGCUCCCUGCCCUUCCUAGUAAUUCCUUGUCAUUUUUGGAGUCUAAAAGCAAGAAGUCUUCUCAUGGGUCGAAGGAACUCUCCAAGUGUGGUGGUAGUACACUCACUACCACAACUGCUACAAAUAGCAGCCUUUCAAAAAUUCAUAAAUCCACAAAAGAGCACAAGGACAAAUCCCUUAAGGACUCAAAAGAUCAUAGAAGUGCCUUGAAAGAACCUUCCAGGGAACUCGGUAAACUUUCCAAAGAUUCCAAGAAACCCAAAGAAAACCGACCACUUAAAGAUGAAAAACUUAUUCCGAAAAUGGCCUUUAAGGAGCCUAAGCCUAUGUCCAAGGAACCUAAAGUAGAAGCAAGUAAUGUCCACAGUGGUGGAACAGUAAUCCUGCAUAAUGACAGAAAGGUCCCAAGCAAAAGGCCACCUAAUACUGACUCUGAACUUGUGACCAAAAAGAGAAAAAAGAGUAGCUCAGAGAAUUUGCUAAAAUCCAUGUCCAGCACAUCUCCAGCCCAUCUUUCCUGUGAUAAAAGACAGGUAAAGGACAAAACCCAAUUCCGACCAUCAAAACUUAAAAUAGAGCUUGAAGCAUCAGAGAAAAAGAAGCCAACUUUACCACCUUUUGAAGAUGUUGUUGAUCCAAAUGACUCUGAUGUGGAAGAUAAUAUGUCUGUCAAAUCAGAGUCUGCACAUCACAGCCCAGCAAGCUCCAGCUCUAGUUCAAGCUCUAGCUCUGGUUUUACUCCCUCCCAGACCAGCAGACAAGUUUUAGAUCCUUUGGGAUCAAUAAUGCAAGAUCUUCAUUCAGAUGACAAUGAAGAAGUAUCAGAAGAUGAGGAUGACAAUAAUUCUGAUAUUGAGAGACCAGUACAUACACAGAUAAUGCAUAGAAACCGAAGGGUUAGCUUGAGUGACGGCAGUGAUAGUGACAACAGUGCUUCUUCUUCACCACCGCCUCAUAGUGAAACACCAGCUUUACUCAAAACAAGCAAUAACCAGAUUUUAGAAGUUAAAAGUCCAAUAAAACAAAAGAAACCUGAAAAAACAGUUAAGAAUGGUGACUGUGAAAAGGGUAUUUCAGGUUAUUACCAGAAGAUUAACAACUCAAUUUGCACUGCUGAAGAUAUUACCAAACAAAAUCAGGAAUAUCUAGAUGAGUUGGUGGAUCUUCACAGAAGAUUGAUGGCACUGAGAGAGAGACACAUACUUCAGCAGAUUGUUAACCUAAUAGAAGAAACUGGACAUUUUCACAUAACAAACACAACAUUUGACUUUGAUCUAUGUUCACUGGACAAAACUACAGUACGGAAACUACAAAGUUACCUUGAGAAGUCUGGAACUUCCUGAGGUGUGUCACAAAGUGGCAGGACUUUGGAGAGAAAUUACUGCAUCUGAAAAAAAAAAUGCUUAGUACUUGAAUUAAGCUUUAUUUUUAAAGCAUUUUGCAUCUCUAACCCAAGAGGAGAAAUCUGUCGAAGGAGAAAAAUGCUGAUGUCAAUUUUUGCAGGAAAUAUCUGAAAGCAUUUCACCUGGAAAGCCUUGAAUAUUUUUUUUAAAAAGAGACAAAAUAAAAAAAAAAAAAACCCUUGCUCUUAAUGAAUGUCUCCGGUUAUCAUAAAUGUCUGCGUGAUAUUCUGUUUGUGAUGAAUGCAUGUUUAACACUGCCUUAUUACAUUAUGGUCUAUUUAUUGUAUUUCAUAUACCUGACUUUCCAUAGGGAAUGACACUACUUUUACGUUUUCAGAAAAUUAGCAAACAUGGUAGAAGUAUAAUUAAUGAGGUAAAAAUUCCACCCUGGUUUUCUUUCGUAACAUCCAAAAGUCCUUCUUCUUCUUCUUCUUGCCCGUUGCCCUGGAGUUUACUGCAUAUCUUGAUUUGUGUUAUCCUUUGGUAACUGUUGGAAAAAAGAACUGAACAAAACAAACAUGUUUUUGUUGUCUGCAAACACUGCAUACUAACUUGUAUAAAAUAUUUAUUAUCUUGGGAAAAUUAAUGCAGUUAUGCACUCAUUCAGGAUUUGCUUUUAGAGCAUCUUUAGGAAUGAAACUCUUUCCUACAGUUUGAGGAUUAAUGCCAGUGUAGGCAUGUUUAAUUUGUUCUGAUGUCCCUUAAAUAUUGUUGGUUUAAAUUUAAAGUGCCAACUUGACACCUUUCAGAUAGCUCCUGUAUAUGAAGUACUGGUGAGAGAAAGUGUUUAACAACACUGUAUGUAUGGAAUUGUCAUUGGAAGGGGCUGAACCUGUUAUACCUAUAUUAAAAAAUGAAGAAAAACAUUAUUUUGAAGAUACGUUUUAUAUAUAUAUAUAUAUAUAUAUAUAUAUAUAUAUAUAUAUAUAUAUACAGUAUAUAAUGUAUGUGUGUAAUUUUUGUACCUGUAGCCGAAAGUGAGCAGUCUGUUUAUGUCUAACAAAAAAUGGCAAUUAUUGUUAAUUUAUUCCAACUGAAUUUUGUGUUCUGUUUAGAAAUCCAAUGUCAGUUUUUUGUGUUACUUUCAUUCAUGUAACCUUGUCAUUUUCCAGAUGUUUGGUAGAUAUUCCUCAAGAAUUUUAGCACAAAUGUUCAUAUUGUGCAAGUUUUUGAAAGGUAUGGUUAUUGUGAUUUUUCACAAAAUAUAUAGUUAGUCAGAACAUUCUCUAAUGAUGUUCAUAAUUCUUGUAUACAAGACUAAAGAAGUAUACUGUGGAUCAGAGUAGUGCUGUUUCAUUGUAGUUUAGCCGUUAUCAAAAUUUUGCAUAGUAACACAAGGUUCAUUCUAACGAUUCAUCCUUUAUCAGACCUAGUUUUAAGUUACUACUGUAAAUGAUGGUACAAAACUGUGUUUUGCUGUAUUCAUGAGUAUCUUUUCUGUUACAUUCAGCCCAAAGAUGUUUUUGUAUAUAUAUUUUUUAAAUUAAAUGUACUUUUUUAUGGAAGGUUUUGACUAGCUUCCAAGAGGAGUAUACUUUACUGUGGUUCUGAUCUAAAUCGGCAUGUACAUUACUUGAAACAUUAUUUCUUUGUUAGUAAAACAUGUGCAAUUAUUGUUUAAAGAACAAUGUAACAUCAAAGGUGAGAAGUGUGAUUAGUCUCAUUUUUCUCAUUCUGUUCCCCUUUUGCCAUAUUUACAUAGUGAUGAUUGUUUAAUGAGAAAUAACUGCAGCUUUGCCAGCUGUGAGUUUUGUUCAGUUGUGUUGAAAUGUUUUAUCAAGUCCAUACUUUGCUGAUUAAUUGUAUUUUUCUUUAAUGUUGUUUAUUCUGAUCAAUCUCUGAGGUGGCGAAAGUAAAUGAUAGCAAUGUAUAUCUUUAAUUCUUGAAUGCAGUUUCAGAUACAUGUGUUAAACUAUUGUUUAACUGGUGCUGGAAAUUUUUAAUUUAAACUGCCUUUUACCCUGUUCCAGAGAAGCUGCUACAUAUUAGGAAUUCAUAUCAAUGCCAUUAUGCCAUGUACUCUAGAGCACUUCAAAGUAAUUGGAAUGAACUAAGUGGAAAGUUCAUACAAAUACUUAGAUAUGAGUUUACUACAGAUAUGGAACUGGAAUUGCAGGCUAAUAAUAUCACUCACUAGAUAUGCAUUAGCUAUUUUCAUGUAAUUGUUUUGUAUGGAGAAUGUUAAUAAACAUUUUUGUUUUCUUUUU
Molecule: messenger RNA, 4241 nt
Organism: Erpetoichthys calabaricus (reedfish)
Lineage: Eukaryota; Metazoa; Chordata; Cladistia; Polypteriformes; Polypteridae
Gene: mllt3
Product: MLLT3 super elongation complex subunit
Exons: 14
Coding region: 124-1974 (616 amino acids)
Biological process (GO): regulation of DNA-templated transcription
Cellular component (GO): super elongation complex
Source: RefSeq, a predicted model, not a curated record